Molecule: messenger RNA, 2082 nt
Organism: Salvelinus sp. IW2-2015
Lineage: Eukaryota; Metazoa; Chordata; Actinopteri; Salmoniformes; Salmonidae
Product: metastasis-associated protein MTA1
Biological process (GO): double-strand break repair; response to ionizing radiation; negative regulation of transcription by RNA polymerase II
Cellular component (GO): NuRD complex; nucleoplasm
Molecular function (GO): histone deacetylase binding; transcription coactivator activity; transcription corepressor activity
Source: RefSeq, a predicted model, not a curated record
GGGGAAGGCUGUGUCACUCUGCUGAACGAGACGGAGGCUCUGAAGUCCUUAUCUGGACCGAGAGGAUGCGUUCUUCUACUCCCUGGUCUACGACCCCCAGCAGAAGACUCUUCUGGCUGAUAAAGGRGAGAUCAGGGUGGGGAACAAGUACCAGGCAGACAUCACAGACUUCCUCAAAGAGGGUGAGGAGGAUGGCAGGGACCUGGCCAAGCUGGAGGAGAAGGUGUGGGACCCCAGCAGUCCCCUCACAGAGAAACAGAUCGACCAGUUCCUGGUUGUGGCUAGGUCAGUGGGUACCUUUGCGCGGGCUCUAGACUGCAGUAGUUCUGUCCGGCAGCCCAGUCUUCACAUGAGUGCUGCUGCUGCCUCUAGAGACAUCACCCUGUUCCAUGCCAUGGACACCUUGGAUAAGACGGGGUAUGACAUGACGCGGGCCAUCGCUGCCCUGGUUCCCCAGGGAGGACCUAUUCUCUGCCGGGACGAGAUGGAGGAGUGGAGCGCCUCAGAGGCCAACCUGUUUGAAGAGGCCCUGGAGAAAUACGGAAAAGACUUCACAGACAUACAACAGGACUUUGACCACAGACAGAUACGUACAGCAGAAACGGUUAAAAGCAGCGGAGGCAGAGAGCAAGUUGAAGCAAGUCUACAUCCCCAACUACAACAAACCUAACCCCAACCAGCUGAGUGCUAACAGUGUGAAGCCUGGCAUUGUGGGAGGCCUAGUGAACGGCUCCGGGGCUGCAGCUGGAGCCACAGUCGGAGCUGGGGGUGUCCCGGGGGUGCUACCAGUGCCCCCAGGACAGACCCCAGGACUGGGCCGCGCUUGUGAAAGCUGCUACACCAUCAGCUCGUACCAGUGGUACUCGUGGGGUCCCCCCAACAUGCAGUGUCGUCUAUGUGCCUCCUGCUGGACCUACUGGAAGAAGUAUGGAGGACUGAAGAUGCCAACAAGACUGGAAGGAGAGAGGCCUGGACCCAACCGCAACAACAUGGUGCACUGCGGUUGCCAGACGAGCCCAAAAAGCCAUUGCCGCUGAAGCCGGUUGACAGGAAGCCUCUGGAGUCAGUGGUCCGAUAUCUUGAGGCCCACCCGUGCCCACCCAAACCUGACCUCCCGCGCGGCCAGACCGUAACCACGGGCAGCCUGACACCCAUCAAGUCGACGCCUAACAUCCUCAACAACGGAUCACCCACCAUCCUGGGCAAACGCACCUACGAGCAGCACAACGGCAUGGACGGAACAAAGCCCAAAGCCCCACAGUGGGACAUCAUGGCCAAGAGAACAGCUGAGCCAGGCAGGACCACUUCUGCCCCCAUGCAGCAGGACGAGGUACAUGAACUGGACUGACUGACCACAGCAGGGACCUCACUACAACCUUCAUAUAAGGUAACAUCCAAAGAUGGAGUUGGGGGGGAUUUGAGUGGAGCAGGGCUGGAGGCCGCAGCACCAUCACUGAUUGGCCACCAUCUCACACAAUCAGCAUGAGCCUGCAAACUGUCAAAGACCAACCAACCAAUCGUCUUUUGGAAUGGAAGGAAUAGAACUAAGGCUGUGGCCUAUCAGAAGACUGCCUGACUGUACAGGACUGUGUUUAUUACUUAACCUUUCUUGUUAUUACUGUCAUUACUGUAAUUAUUAUUUUGUUUAUUUUAGUUAAUUUUUUUUUACCAACUAUAACCCGAAGCUUAAGUUUAAUUGUUGAUAAUAAAAAWRAAAAAAAAAGAUGAAACUUAGUUUCAUGAAAACUGCUUUCGUUGUUGCGUGGAAAACCCCUGUGGAAAAGGGUGAAAGAAGGACUGUCUGUAUUGUAAUAUAAGCCACUUGCAUCUUUUUUUAACAGGUUUAUUAAACAUAUGGCAAGGAGAUGAACAUUCAUUUCAAUGACAUAAGUAUACUUCCUUGGUUAUUUKUAUUAUUAUUUUGAAAUCUUCAAGAGGAUUCUGUUUUGUGAGCAGGCCCGACCCUAUUUGACCAGAGAGGUUUAACUUAUUGAGAAAGACUGAAACAUGCUGUUUUUUCUACCUUUUUCACAAGUAAUGCAUCUAUGCUUCAAUGAUGUAAUUAAAAUGAUAAUAGAUUUU